This is a messenger RNA of Lactuca saligna, 966 nucleotides long. NCBI's taxonomy places the organism in Eukaryota, Viridiplantae, Streptophyta, Magnoliopsida, Asterales, Asteraceae. The record is from the annotation of a GenBank genome assembly.
UCCAGACCCGCACGGCUUACGGAGUGCAGUCAUCAAUCAAAUUCAACGAAAUCAAGCAAACAGUGACGCUGCUUCAUUAGGGUUUUAUCAAAUUCUACACUCAGCUCCAGAAGUUUACCAGAAAUGGCCGAUGAAGCAAACAAAACCGCUUUUGUGGAGAUUCAAGGUCGCAUGAUUGAGACCACUGCUAAGUUGAAACAGGUUCAAAAUCAGAUGCGAAACAAGGAAAGUGAAAAGAAACGUGCUUAUCUAACCUUAGAGGAACUGCAACAAUUGUCAGAUGACACAAACACUUACAAAUCUAUAGGGAGAACGUUUGUCUUAGAGCCAAAACCAUUUUUAAUGGAUGAACAAGAAAAGAAGCUCAAGGAUAGUGAAACUGCAAUUGCAUCCUUACAGACUUCAAAGGAGUACCUUGAGAAACAGUUGGGAGAGGUGGAGACAAACUUAAGGGAGCUUCUGCAACAAGAUCCAGGUCUUGCUCGUCAGAUAAUGUCCAUGGCUGUUGUCUAACCAUUUCUUAAAAUCAUCCACAAGAAUCCAUGAUUAUGAAAUCCAAAUGGUGUAGUGGAGUAUGUAUGUGAUCUUUAUGAAGAGUAUUUAUGUUGCAUAUUUUUGUAAGCCACCAAGAACAAAAAUCAUAUCCAACAUGCAUCAACCACAUAGAAUUUUUGUAAUGGGAUAUCUACUUUUAAAUUUGUCUUUGGUUUACUCAAUGUAAACAAUUAUAGACUACAAGGCAAGCGUAAUUGGUUUUGGAGCGAUCGGUAGCUAUAUGGUAUGUUUGGUAAAAUUAGCUGGUAGUUGAAAAGUAUAACUUUUAUUUGUGUAGAAGCUUUCGACAAAAGUAUCUAACAAUUUGGAUUUACGUACUUGGUGACAAGGUACUUGUUAGUAUCUUCCUAAUGUGUCUUGUAUUUGAGUUCUAAAGCUUUGUAUUUGGAUUUUAAAGCUUUCUAGAGUAUC